AUGGAGAUUGACGCUUUUUCUCCUGGCAACAGCAGUCGUUUGCUGCCCAUCCCAGAGCCACUGGAGCUACUUCAUACCAGUAUUGGACCUCCUUCGCCAUCGGAAUACCCCAACGUCUUUGACGAGUCCAAGGACAUGCUACUGUCGGCCAUUCUCAUUUAUGGAGUCAUUGAUUUGCGGACAUUGGCCAAGCAGGGACUGUUGGUGGAUGCGAAUACUGGUAGUAGUGACUGUUAUCUGCUUCAACAGUUGCUGCAACUUCCCAUUUCCGCCAAGGAUGUGGUGCGCUUGGUGGCGCGCCAUCGCAAGCAGAUUGAAGAGCACAUUGGCCGCGACUCGACCGAGCUCUACUUGGAUGCCUUUGAUGCCAUUCAGUCUUCUUCGAGUUCAAGGGAACUCGAAUUGGAAUUCCGACGAGGACAGGUAUCUCUGGUGGAUUUCACCGUGUGUGCUGUGCAAGAUGACAAUAUCGAGACCGAACUAGUCUAUGCCAUUUGUGUCGACACGGCACGGAGACGCAUCACAGUCAUCUUUCGGGGAUGUUCGACCCGCAAGGAUUGGACGAUAUGUGCCACGAACAUACUCAAGGAACAACUCAAUCCACUGUUUCGAUUGGAUCUAGAAAAUCAACAACCAGAGUACAUUGCCAUUCACUCGGGAUAUUGCGACUACUUGUUCAAUGCCAACAAUCAAGCCAGUGGUGUGAGCAAAUUUGAAGAAUUGGCGACUCGGCUGGAAGCAUUGCAGCAAGAAUACCCUGGAUAUCGAAUCUACGUGACGGGACAUUCCCUGGGGGCUGCUCUGGCGACCGUUUUUAGUUUUCAAGCCGCCGCCACGGGUCGUCCUAAACAACAACAGGAUGCUAUAUCGGUCAUCAAUUUUGCCAGUCCCAUGGUGGGCAACUUGGCGUUUGAAACGGCCUUUCGACAGCUAGAAGCAGAGGGCAAGAUACGAUGUUUGCGCAUCACAAAUCAUUUUGAUAUCUUCACACAGCUGCCAGACCGGGGGAAUUGGCUCUAUGUGGUAGCCUGUGCGGCUGGAUUCCAUCUCAUUGCCUAUGUGGCUUGGAGCUUGCUAUUCUUCUUGUGCUUUCAAAACAAUGUGUAUCGGCACGUGGGAAUGGAUUUACACAUUUACAAACAACGGCAAAUUCCUGCCUGGCUCAAAUGGAACAAGGUAGCACCACAGAAGCAACAACAACAACAACAACAACAACAACAGCCAAAGUAUUCUUACAAGGUCAAGCAUUCGAGAGGGACGCCAGAUAGCUUUGCCUGGAGGGUCGCGUUGGAUUGGAAGAAACACUUUAAACAAGCGGUGCAACGGCUAGUGAUGGUGCCGUUUGUGGUGGAUUUCAACACCAAUCACAGUGUCGAAGAACAUUUGCAUCGCCUGACGGGUCUUGCGGGCGAAUUGGAGGGGGUUUAUUUGCAAGACUUGUACAACAGAAAGACACCGACCAUGUCGUCACCGACAUCUGUAACAAGUCCCUUGGCAGGUGUCACCAACUGUUGUGCUGCAGAUACCUUGUCCGAUACAUGGUAG
This is a messenger RNA of Seminavis robusta, 1545 nucleotides long. The record is from the annotation of a GenBank genome assembly. Lineage: Eukaryota; Bacillariophyta; Bacillariophyceae; Naviculales; Naviculaceae.